Messenger RNA from Diachasmimorpha longicaudata, 1203 nucleotides. RefSeq lists its product as uncharacterized. Bases 1 to 1203 code for a protein of 400 amino acids. The record is from RefSeq and is a predicted model, not a curated record. NCBI's taxonomy places the organism in Eukaryota, Metazoa, Arthropoda, Insecta, Hymenoptera, Braconidae. The transcript has 3 exons.
AUGGGUCGUAUCCCUGCUCCCCCCAGUCCUAUUGCCGAAUCAACCCCCAAAUCACCUGAACCCUUAACCUCGUCACCCCCGGGACCGUGGCAGUCGCGCGUUGAGCGUAUGACUUAUUUUUAUGACCUCGCACGAAAAUAUACGGGUGAAGCUUUCGCGAAGCAAGCCGAACGGUAUAACCUCGGACGGAAAGAUCUCGCGUUCGCGGUCGGAGACCUGGUUCUACGAAAACAUCGCCCCCUCUCCCAUGCCGCUACCCAUUUCACCGCAAAGUUAGCCCCUAAAUACGAUGGCCCCUACCUCGUCUUAAACGUAUCACCGAAAAUGCUAAGGAUGAAAAGGACUCCCCUCUUCGGGAGAGGGCCAUAUCGUGCCCCAGUGGGGGAGGUAACCCCCAAAACGCCACCACACACCCAGGAAUGGUGGGAGAUGGAGGAGAUGCUCCGUCAAGCCCGGAUGGAGACGGACCAGUACCGCCAAUACGGACACCCACCGGUCAGGAGCCCCCCCAGGACGAGGACGUCGGAGACGUCCACUUACCAGACCCCGGAGACGUCGACCAGGGAAGACUCGGAGGAGCUCUCCCUUCCCCCCUCACCAGUUCCCUCCCUGGACAUCCCCACCCCUCGCUCACUCUCCCCCAUAGAAUAUCCCCAUUUCCAACCCACCUCGUCAGAAGACGAGGUCGCCCCCGAAAAAUCCCCACUCUCCCCCUCACCAACCCCGGAGACCUUGAGCCCAUCGCCAACCGGCUCCGAUCCCGAAAUCCCUGAUUUCCCCCUACAACUUUCACCCCUCAGACGUCCACCCACCCCUCGAAUCUCCCUCAUGAGCCUCCACACCCCCUCCACUUCCUCACACACCCCCCAAAAUCAACCCCCAAAACCCAUCCCUGCUCUGAUGUCCCUUCACAUCCCUCGACCCGCAAACCUCCCUCCCAGCUCUGUCCCUUCAUCACCCAAACCCUCUAUCAAUCGCUCCCACAAACCCUCUCCCAAGCGUUCCCAUUACGUGAGGCGAGCCCCUGGAUUCCCCCAAUUAGCCCCCAUCCCCAAACACUCCCCCCUCCUUUUCACCGGUUGCUGGAAGUGCAACGGCGCCCACCAGGCAAGUAUCUGCCCCAUCGGUGCCCGCCGUUGUUACUUCUGUGGCCGGUGGGGGGAGGAUGUUCGCUCCUGCCCCGACUGCAGGCUCCUCCCUUGA